This is a messenger RNA of Phytophthora nicotianae INRA-310, 747 nucleotides long. RefSeq lists its product as hypothetical. The transcript has a single exon. The coding region runs from base 132 to 671 and encodes 179 amino acids. Lineage: Eukaryota; Oomycota; Peronosporomycetes; Peronosporales; Peronosporaceae. The record is from RefSeq and is a predicted model, not a curated record.
GAUCGACGGCACGCAGAGCACUCUGCAGUGCAGAGUCUGCAGAGCCUGCACCGCGCAUUGCAGUGCAGGUCUCAUUCCGCAAUUUGACCCGAAGAGCUCAAGUCUCCUCUAAGAAACAAGAAACCGCAACCAUGGCUAUCGCCAAGUCUCUCUUCCGCAAGCCCGUAGACGACGCCGAAGUGCCCAAACAUAAGGGACUCGCGUUGCUCGGCUUCGGACGCCACCACCGCAAGUCCGAUGUAGUGGUGGAGAACACCCCGUCGUCGCGCCGUGUGACUCGCAAGCACAAGCGCAGCUACACUGGCCGCCAGCAGCCGCAACUCGAAUGCGGUUGCAGCUGCAGCAGCGAUGAGCAGCCUCACAAGCAGGCCAAGUCCUCAGUCUACGACCGCUGCCUCAGCGACGCCAUGACGCUGAAGGCGCGUCUCCACCGCGACAACUGCAAACCUGCCACACGCUUCCGCCUCGCGGUCAUGAAGCGCGUGGUCGUGCCGCCUGUGUCAAUCCCCAAGUCUAUCGCAGAGCAUCGUGGCAGCAAGGAUCUCGUGGGCGGACAGCGUGUGCCCUUUACGCGAUGCAUGUGGGAGACCGAGAAGAUGCGCCAGCAACUCGUGCUGCGUCGGCUCUACAUGCUCCCGAUCCUGCGCGAGGAUACCAGCCUCGAAGAGUAAAUAUCUCGCUCCAACCCGAACAUUAUAAACAAGCCUGUAAAUACGAAUGAAUACAAAGCUAUCUAUGAGCACACGA